Knipowitschia caucasica is the source of this 336-nucleotide messenger RNA. The record is from the annotation of a GenBank genome assembly. Lineage: Eukaryota; Metazoa; Chordata; Actinopteri; Gobiiformes; Gobiidae.
AUGAGAGAGUAUGAGAGAGUACGAGAGAGAGUACGAGAGAGUGUACGAGAGCGAGUAAGAGAGUAUGAUAGAGAGUAUGAGAGUGAGAGCGAGUACGAGAGCGAGUACGAGAGCGAGUACAAGAGAGAGUAUGAGAGUAUGAGAGCGUCUGAGAGAGAGUACGAGAGCGAGUAUGAGAGAGUACGAGAGAGAGUACGAGAGAGUGUACGAGAGCGAGUAAGAGAGUAUGAUAGAGAGUAUGAGAGUGAGAGCGAGUACGAGAGCGAGUACGAGAGCGAGUACAAGAGAGAGUAUGAGAGAGAAAAUGAGAGUAUGAGAGAGUAUGAGAGCGUCUGA